AUCACCUUCAACAAUGGCUUAUCACCACAUUAAUCCAUCUUUUUUCUUGUUACUACUCAUCACUUUGUCGUUAGCAAGUAACUAUAAAAUUCAAGCAGAAGCACGACAUUUUCUUAAAAUAACUCUGUCUGAGCUUUCUAAGCCUGAAUUGCCACAUCUUUCUGAAUUCCCUGAAAUUCCAAAGCCCAAAUUGCCACAACUCCCAAAGCCGAAGUUCUCAACAUUUCCAAAGCCUGAAAUUCCAAUGUUGCCAAAACUCGAGUUUCCUUCCAUUUCUAAGCCUAAAUUGUCAACUUUGCCAAAAUCAAAAAUUCCACAAGUGCUUAAAAAGCCUUGAGCACGUGGUAUAUGAAAUUUAUCUUUCACUGAUUGAUGUGACAUAUAUAGUUAAAAUGUCACAUUUCAUUAUGUAGGGUUAUCAUGUAUGUUACCUAAUAUAAUGUUCUUGUGUUUUGGAAGAAUUAUUUAUGUGAUUGAUUAUGUAAGACAUAUAUUUAUUUCUAGUGGUACUUCAUAUCUUUGA
Solanum pennellii is the source of this 523-nucleotide messenger RNA. Its product is annotated as protein PELPK2-like. Lineage: Eukaryota; Viridiplantae; Streptophyta; Magnoliopsida; Solanales; Solanaceae. Bases 14 to 337 code for a protein of 107 amino acids. The transcript has a single exon. The record is from RefSeq and is a predicted model, not a curated record.